AUGAAUUCAGAGCAAGCCACCUGCCAAUAUUGUCUAAAAACCAUCGAUGGAACUUAUAUUAAAUGCAUGGACUGCUCGGUUAUCUCAUUAUGUCUCACAUGUUUCUGCUUGGGCGUAGAGGCAGGUAAUCACAAGAAAACUCAUGGCUAUCAGAUCAAAACUACAUCCAAAAGUCCUUCAGUCCCGGUAUUCGGAGAUUGGAAUGCUCAAGAAGAACUUCAGCUGUUAGAGGCAUUAGAGCAGUAUGGUGUAGGAAAUUGGGAGGAUGUAGCAUUUAAAGUUGAAACCAAAACUCCGCAAGAAUGCAAACGUCACUACUCUGACUAUUACCUUUCCGGUCUUUGCAAUCUUGCCUUCACCUCAGAUCGUUCCGUUUCACGUGUAAAUGAUCACACCUGUCAUUCCAGUCAACCCUCGCCCACCUAUCCGCAUUCACCAAUGGUGCAUGUGGAGGUUGAAGAUCAACAACUCUUAGGUUAUAUGCCAGCUCGAGGCGAUUUCGAAAGGGAUUAUGACAACGACGCAGAAAGUAUUCUUUGUCGUUUACACCCUAGUUUUUCACAUGACGACUUGGAAGAUGCUCUCAAGGUUGCACAGGUUGGUAUUUAUAUGCAACGUCUCAGAGAACGACAACGUCGCAAAGAGAUAGCAAGGGAGCAUGGAUUGAUUGCUGAAAUUUUGGCGUUCAUACUCAAUAAGCGCCUAAAGAGACGAGUUCCUCUUGCGAAAGAGAUGAUUCCUGUUCGAAAACGUGGUCGUCCUCCUUCACCUCGGCGAGCCAUUCGUGAAAAAACUUCUCACGGUGGUACUGCUUCUAGAAAUGCAUCUAGCAAACGUGUGAUUUCGGACACUGCUAAUUCUUCAUUUGAGUUUCGUUCGUCCUCCCCUCCACCUGGUAGUUGGCUCGCGGCUCCUUUCGUGUUGAAGUCUUCGGGUGCUACCCGUGGGACACCUUUGAUUGCUAGUGGACGCCCUUUGGAAAUACCCUCUCUAUCGUCAUUGUCUCAUCCUCCUCUCUGUAAAACGCAUCCGUUGAUUCCUACCCUUCCAUCAGUGCACGCAGGCAAUUCGAACGGCUGUGAAAACCGGACUGUUUUCCUACUAAACGACAAAUUGAAACCGUUUCUACGCUACUUCACCUGUGUCGAAGGAAAACAAUUCAUGGACAGUCUCUAUCGAGAAGAAUUGCUGAAACACGAAAUCAAAUACUUGUUGGACUGUCGCGCCAAAGGAAAGACAAAGUUAAACAGUACGUUUGUUCCGUCAGUUCGGUAA
This is a messenger RNA of Echinostoma caproni, 1275 nucleotides long. Lineage: Eukaryota; Metazoa; Platyhelminthes; Trematoda; Plagiorchiida; Echinostomatidae. The record is from the annotation of a GenBank genome assembly.